Messenger RNA from Racocetra persica, 239 nucleotides. The record is from the annotation of a GenBank genome assembly. NCBI's taxonomy places the organism in Eukaryota, Fungi, Glomeromycota, Glomeromycetes, Diversisporales, Gigasporaceae.
AAAGAGAAAAAUAUAUACAUUAAACAAAUAAAAGGCCUUAAUGAAGAAAAAAAGAGUUUAAUGUCAAGUGUUAAUAAUAUAGAAAAUAAAAACUAUAAAUUGGAGGAAGCUAUAUCUGCCUUAAAAUCACGAAUAAAGGUACUUGCAAAGGAUAAAAAAACUCUGAAACAACAAGUAAAUCAGUUGGAUCAAGAAAACAAAGAUAUUAAAAGAUUUGAGCAUGAGCAGAACAUGGAUAA